This is a messenger RNA of Adelges cooleyi (spruce gall adelgid), 1837 nucleotides long. RefSeq names its product cellular tumor antigen p53 (gene p53). The transcript has 8 exons. Lineage: Eukaryota; Metazoa; Arthropoda; Insecta; Hemiptera; Adelgidae. The record is from RefSeq and is a predicted model, not a curated record. The coding region runs from base 298 to 1521 and encodes 407 amino acids. Gene Ontology annotation, molecular function: RNA polymerase II cis-regulatory region sequence-specific DNA binding; DNA-binding transcription factor activity, RNA polymerase II-specific. Gene Ontology annotation, biological process: regulation of transcription by RNA polymerase II; apoptotic process. Gene Ontology annotation, cellular component: nucleus.
UUUUAAUAUGAUUUCGCACCAUCGAGAACAAAUAAAACCUGUUGUUAUUGUUAUUUAAUAUUAAUCGCGCGUGUAAUUUGUAUUGAGACAUCUUGCACUUGACGAUGGGCGUACGUCGUUAUACGUUUGUUGACGUUAGACUUGAAAUUUGAGAACUCGGAUCGUCAACCUCUUAUUCGUAUAGUGUUUAUGUAUCAUAUCGAAAGUGCCGACUGACCAGUUUUUCAAACAUAAUCGUUUUCGCAGAUAUCACAGAUAGUAAUAAAGCGAUUCGAUUGACGCCGUUCCGGCACGACGAUGGACGACACAAAACUUUUACCAAGUUUUACGGAAGUUCAACAGUCUUGCGGUAAUCAAGGAAUUUACAAUUUUAACAUGAACGAGGAUCAGAUUUUAAAUGAACUUAUCAAUGACAAUAUCCACGACAUGUUGAUAAACAAAAAUGAUAUCGGUGAAUAUGCUUUUACUAUGCCGACAGAGAAUGGGACAAUUGUAGAUUUGAAUCUUCCUCCAACACCAGAAAAAGAUCAAGAAAAUCGUGAGACGUGCACGGCUGGUUCGGUGAAGUCCUCGCCGACUGGUAUUAUACCAUGCCAGGAUGAAUUCGGCGGAAGUUUUAAUUUCGAAGUGUUGUUAGAUUCGAGUUCUCAAUCCUACAGACAAAAAUGGAGUUACUCUGUAAAACUCCAGAAAAUAUUCAUAGACAUAAACAAGGUGUUAUUGCUAAAUUUUAAAUAUGACUCGAAAUUAAAUGAUAACACUAAUGUUUUUGUUCGUGCCAUGCCCAUGUAUAGUGCGGCGGACUACUUAAAAGAACCAGUGGGACGUUGUUUGCAACAUUUGAGUCCGAUUGACCAGAUAAAUAAAGGCUUUGGGACUUGGGAAUUGGGACACGUGAUACGAUGUGAUAACGAAAAUACCUCUUAUCACACAGAUGCCAUAAGUAAACGUAAAAGCGUGAUCACUUUGUUACAAAGACCGGACAUGGGAUCGGACACUUCUAAAUUGUCCUACAGAUUUGUCUGCAAAACUUCAUGUGCUGGUGGAAUGCAACGCCGACCAAUCAUUGUUAUUUUCACAUUGGAAGACGAAAUGGGCCAAGUCCAUGGGCGUCGAGUGCUUCCGGUAAAAAUAUGUUCCUGUCCUAAACGGGACAUGGAACGAGAGGAAAGCGAAAAAAAAAUGAAGCCGAAUACUCAAUUUCGCCGAAACAAAAGAUGUAUCAACCAGCCGACGGAACGACAUCACCACCAUCAUAAUCACGAUCAUGGACAUCAUGAUCAUCCUCCUAACAAAGUGAUAAAAUUGGAGUCUUCGCAGAGUACAGACUGUGAAUCGGACAAUGCUCAAGAUAAAUGUUACACUAUACCGAUAAAUUACACUACAAACAGCAAAAAAAAUUACAAGGCCAUGUUGCAAGGAUUGUACGCAACGUUUGCCGGGUUAUCGUCUUUGCACAACAUCGACGAUACACAAAAUGUGCUCAAAGACUUAAAAUCUAAGUUAAACGACCUAAAAUAACUUGAUACUAAACUAAAAAUGAUUUUCUUUGUUAUUAACUUGUACUGCCUAUUAUAGUAAGGGUAAAUUAUAUUUAAUUCAUUAUUUGUGUUUAUUGUUUCCUGACGAUUAUUUUGUAAGUUAUCAUUUGACUGCAAUCGAUUAUUAUUACGUUAGCGUUGGUCACUAUGUAUUAAAUUCAUUGAUUUUUUUUCCAUUACUCGUAUUGAUUAAAAAACGUCAACGUACUAUUUUUGUGUUCUAACUUUUAAUCUUUUCUAUGUUAAGUUUGGUCAAAAUGUUACUACUUAUGUUUUUGUUUAGUGUUGUUGAAAUU